CCUCCAACCAACAUCGCCGACGCUCCCGAGGUCUCAUGGCCACGACUUUUUUCAGCGUCCAUCCGGCUCCGGGCCCUAGUUCCCAGUGCUCCUGGCAUGACAACCCCGUCGGCACAAAGUCCCCAAGAAUGGCAACCUCGAAGGAAAUACGCGACAGUGCUCUCCGUCGGCUUCUUUGAAAGCUUAACGUUCUUGGUGUCGAUGAUGCUCGCACCCUGCGUCCCACAGAUGCUUGCUUCUCUCGAGCCCACUGGAGGCAACAAAGCCCUAGGCGCCUUUGCGAUAUCCAGCUACAUUCUCGGCUUCACCAUUGGAAUUCUGGCCAUCGCGCCCCUCGCCAAAGUGUACGGACGAGCUCCGGUGCUGCGCGGCAGCUCGUUCGGCUUCCUUAUAUUCACUUUGCUCUGUGCCACCUCGAGGUCCAUGGGCAUGCUCAUUGCUGCGCGCAUCCUUGCUGGCUGCUUCGGUGGGGUCCCCAUGGCCCUUGGUGGUGCUGUUAUUGCCGAUGUUUUUGGGCCUGGGAGCAGACACAAGGCAACGGCGCUUUACACUCAGAGUGUCAUGAUAGGCCCCUUGGUCGGCCCUGUAUUGGGAGGUGCCAUCAACGAAGGCCUGGGCUGGCGCUGGGUCUUUUGGAUUACUUCCAUACUGGCGGGAAUCUGCUCACUGGCCAUUUUCUUCCUGUUAGAGGAGACGGGUAUUGCUUCACUUUCGGAGAAUGGCCAUGACCAAACGACCAGUGACAGUAGAGACUGCAUCACCGUGCGCUGGCCAUUUCCUUCGAUGUCGGGGCUCCUGAGCCUUGCCGCGACAGCAAAGGAGCUGACCCCUCCAAACAUGGCUAUCACCGCAGCACUUCUGGCUACACUGGUGAACAACGGUGUCUUCAACAUGAUACUCGUAUCUCUAGGUUCAACGGUUCAGGAACAGUACUCCUUCUCGCGCACCGAGGCCGGGCUCCCAUAUCUAGCUUCCGGACUUGGAUGUACAGCUGGUCUAUGUGUCGUCCCGAGUAUCAGCAGAAGAAUCAAACGCGCGAAGAAUGAGCAUGGAGAAUGUGUGACGCCUGAGGAUAGCUUGAUACUGGUAUAUUACGGCGCGCCGAUCGCGUCGGCCGGCUUAUUGCUCUUCGGGUGGAUGGUGGAAUAUCGCCUCCUCUUUGUAAUUCCAACCAUUGGAUUAUUCAUCUUCGGGCUAAGCUCAAUUGCCGUACGGCUUUCAAUUCAGAUUUACCUGAUGGACUCUAGGUCGUCACACUCGGUUUCUAUCAUGGCUGCCUUUGCCACCGCAAACUCGAUUGGCGGUUCAAUCCUUCCUCUAGCUAUAUUUCCACUAUAUGAGCGUCUAGACUAUGGGUAUGGAAAUAUGAUUAUUGCUGGCGUUGAACUAGGCCUAGGUUUGCUGCCUCUAUUCUGCUCUACUUCUAUGUUUCGCCGGUGGCCUUGUAGCCGUAGCUAUAUAGGCUAG
Messenger RNA from Trematosphaeria pertusa, 1467 nucleotides. Its product is annotated as MFS general substrate transporter. The record is from RefSeq and is a predicted model, not a curated record. The transcript is spliced from 4 exons. Gene Ontology annotation, molecular function: transmembrane transporter activity. Gene Ontology annotation, biological process: transmembrane transport. Bases 97 to 1467 code for a protein of 456 amino acids. Lineage: Eukaryota; Fungi; Ascomycota; Dothideomycetes; Pleosporales; Trematosphaeriaceae.